Gilbertella persicaria is the source of this 810-nucleotide messenger RNA. RefSeq lists its product as uncharacterized. NCBI's taxonomy places the organism in Eukaryota, Fungi, Mucoromycota, Mucoromycetes, Mucorales, Choanephoraceae. The transcript is spliced from 3 exons. The record is from RefSeq and is a predicted model, not a curated record. Bases 1 to 810 code for a protein of 269 amino acids.
AUGAACUUAUUGUACUAUCUGCUGAAAGGUUUUGUAUUUCUUAGCCUAUCUGUCAUGUGUUUGUCUCAGACAAUAGAUAAAGAAGGCAAGCCACUUACAGAUUUUGUGGCCACUAUGAGUCAACAGACGAAUUCUAAUAAUUUUAGAAAAAAGUCAAAACCUACAGGUGUAUUAGACAAGCUGUUAUUACCUGAUCCCUCAAAAAGUCUACUUUCACUUCCAACAAAUGCAACGUUCGAUCACACACAUCGACCAGGUCUCUUGUUAUGGAAGACACCCAAGCUUGUCUGGCAAGAUCCCAAUCGAGGGGAAAAAGAUCCUGUCAUUCUAGGACCUGUUUAUCGCUUACCAGUAGAUUCAGAUGACUCGGGGGCACAGGUACAGAUGGAGUGGUCUUAUACACAGCUUAAAGUCAGACCAGACAAAUUGACCAUUGAGGCAGUUGGACCCAAUAAGGCAACAUGGACUAUUUCGGUGAUUGAUGGAACACUGACAACGGCCACAUGGGACCUACGAUCCACUCCCAGCUAUAGUCCGUUGAUUGAAGGCUUCUAUACAUUAAACGUGCAUGAUCAACGUGGUCCAGCAAGCCCACCAAAGCCUGGUUGGCUAAUCGCGAAUGACAAGAUGAAAGUUGCGUUGUACAAAACAGAAGGUAAUCAUGUAGGCGAAAAAUAUGCGCCCUCUGAGUGUGCUACAUGCUUUGAAUUUGUCAUGCAGGGUUUUGAAAGAUUAGAAGGUGCCUCUACGAGAAAGUAUGUGAAUUCCGCUAUCGUGUUGACUAUUUGGUUUCUUUGGACUCUUUUGUAG